This is a messenger RNA of Eupeodes corollae, 1963 nucleotides long. RefSeq names its product pro-resilin-like. The record is from RefSeq and is a predicted model, not a curated record. The transcript is spliced from 4 exons. Lineage: Eukaryota; Metazoa; Arthropoda; Insecta; Diptera; Syrphidae. The coding region runs from base 113 to 1963 and encodes 616 amino acids. Gene Ontology annotation, molecular function: transcription coactivator activity. Gene Ontology annotation, biological process: positive regulation of transcription by RNA polymerase II. Gene Ontology annotation, cellular component: RNA polymerase II transcription regulator complex; extracellular matrix.
CUCGCUCUGAAAAUCUCAAACAGAGUUUAAAAUUUAUUUUCAAGAAAAAUCUAUCAAAAGGUCUUUUGAAGUUCUUAUUGCUGCUUAAAGUUCCGAGAAUUUUGGGUUUACAAUGCUUAAGAUUGUGUGCCUUAUGCUGAUAGUGUCAACGGUGUUGGCCCGUCCUGAACCACCAGUCAAUUCAUACCUGCCACCUUCAGACUCUUAUGGACCCCCCGGAAGAGGUAGUGGUUCUAAUGGUAAUGGUAACGGUAAUGGUGGAAGCCAGCGGCCUUCUUCUAGUUAUGGAGCUCCGGGAAUUGGGGGAAAUGGCGGCAGUGGUUCGAAUGGAGGUGGAACUCCAUCUGAUACCUAUGGAGCCCCGGGACAAAAUGGAAAUGGCGGGGGAAGACCAUCAUCCACCUACGGAGCACCAGGCCAAAAUGGAAACGGUAAUGGACGACCAUCAUCUUCUUAUGGAGCUCCCGGGCAAAAUGGCAACGGUGGAUCUAGGCCAUCAUCGACCUACGGAGCCCCUGGACACAACGGAAAGAAUGGCAAUGGAGGAGGAAGACCUUCAUCGACUUAUGGUGCCCCUGGUCAAAAUGGAAAUGGUGGAUCUGGUUCAUCUGGCAAUAGACCAUCUGACUCAUAUGGACCACCAUCUAAUGGUAAUGGAGCUCAACGGCCAUCGGAAUCGUAUGGAGCACCCACGAACGGAAACGGAGGACAUAGCGACUCUCAACGACCAUCUGACAGUUAUGGACCACCAGCAUCUGGAAAUGGUCGCAACGGAAAUGGUCACGGACGUGGUGGAAACGGAGGAAGGCCAUCGGAUACCUAUGGAGCUCCAGGAGCUGGACCAUCCUCAGAAUAUCUAGCACCAGGUCAUGGACAUAAUGGAAAUGGUAACGGUAAUGGCAACGGCAACGGUAACGGCAACGGACACCGCAACGGAGGACACAAUGGCGCUGAUGGUUAUGAUUAUUCGCAGGGUGGUAAUGGGGGCGGUUCUUCAGGUGGUGAUGACGAAAAUAACGAACCAGCUAAAUAUGAAUUUAGCUACGAAGUUGAGGAUGCACCAAGUGGUUUGUCGUUUGGGCAUUCGGAGAUGCGCGAUGGAGAUUUGGCAACUGGUCAGUACAAUGUUCUAUUGCCAGAUGGUAGGAAGCAAAUCGUUGAAUACGAAGCUGACCAAGAAGGAUAUCGACCACAAAUCCGAUAUGAGGGAGAUGCUAUUGAAGGCGGAGCUGAUGGAAGAAAUGGAGCUGGAGGUGCCGAUGGUUACGACUACAAUCAACCUGGUAGUGAAGCUAACGGAGGUGGAUAUCCAUCAUCGGGACAGGAUCUAGGAGCUCAGGGUUAUUCGAGUGGACGACCAAAUGGAAACGGCAAUGGUCAUGGAAAUGGCAAUGAGCAUGGAAAUGGCAAUGGCCAUGGGAACGGCAAUGGUCAUGGGAAUGGCAACGGACAUGGCAAUGGACAUCAUAGCAAUGGACAUCACGGCAAUGGUAAUGGACAUGGAAAUGGCAAUGGGCAUGGUCACAAUGGUGGUGGAUCUAAUGGACAAAGCUUAGGCAGUAAUGGCUAUUCAAGUGGAAGACCAAGUGGUCAAGAUCUCGGAUCAAACGGUUAUUCAAGUGGUGAACCUAAUGGCAAUGGAAACGGUUAUUCGAAUGGACAGUCCUCUGGUCAAGAUAAUAAUGGUAAUGGCUACUCAAGUGGCAGACCAAGUGGACAAGAUCUAGGUGCAAAUGGCUAUUCUAACGGUCGACCAAAUGGCAAUGGCCGCAAUGGUAAUGGAAAUGGCAAUGGCAAUGGCAAGCGCAACGGUGGUGGACAUAAUGGCAAUGGAAAUGGCAAUGGCAAUGGCAACGGCAACGGUGGCAGCAAUGGGUACUCAUACGAGCAAGGCUCCGCAGGCAGUGCUUUCGGUGCCGGCGGACAAAACGGUGAAAAUGACGGUAGUGGAUAUCAAUAUUGA